CACCAUCACGAACGAGAUGGGAAGGAGGACCCAGUACUUCAAUGCUGGGUCGAGGAUCAAGUCGGGGGUAGCCAUUGGCGCUGUUGUCACGUUUUGGAGUAGUGGAGCCUCUCUAUGGAGUAUUUCCAGACCACACUGGUAAUUUUGGCGUGGUGCACUCGCCUGUAUACACUCCAUCGCUGGGGAUAAUUUGACCACCAUUUACAAACUCCGUCCGCUACAAAAUGGGAUGGUUCGGAGGAGGAUCACCUUCCAAGGUGUCGACAGUCAGCGAAGUCAACCAACCACAGUACCUCGAAGACUUGCCCCCCAAGUUUGAAGACAAGGAGCCUGCCAAGCGUGCAGAGCCCACGUUAGCCGAUGCUGCCAAACAGAUCAGCUGGGCCGAUUUCAACGUGGAACGGUUCGUGGGCAUGCCAUGUUUCCGGGAGGCCAUGAUCACGGGGUUCCAGGCUAUGGGGGUUUUGGGAACGGUGACGUUUUUGAUCCACAAGAACCCCAACCGGUCCAUCAACUGGGCGGUGUGUGGAUUUUUCUUGGGUAACGUGGUCGGGUGGGAGCAGUGCCGGUCGUUGAGAAGACGCCAGUUCCAGAUGAUGGAGAAUGCCCGCAAGGCCAACCAGGAGAAGAACGAGAAGAAGUGGGACGAGAAGGAGGGCGAGUCCGACGAGCAGUUGAAGAAGUUCAAGGAGUUUAACAGCAAGUAAGCGGGGUGACAGGUUGCAGCUGGUUACAGUUAUAGUCACAACUGACAAUCUUGCAGUGCGUUGUUGCAGUGCAGUUUGCAGUGACAGUUUUGCAGUGAAGUUUGCGUGACAGUUGCACUGCAGUUUGCAGUGACAGGUUGCAGUGACAGGUUGCAGUGACAGGUUGCAGUGACAGUUGCGGUGACAGGUUACAGGGACAAUUUACUGUUCAGUUUGCACCGAGCAGUUUCUGAAAUGAACAAUUUCUCUCGAGUUUACAGCCAUUGCAAUGGUUCUUUCUGAUUAAUUUCUUGUGAAUGGGAAUGCUUCUUCAGUGAACUGUAUCUCGCAGUCAAUGCCUUGUGGGUAUUCUUGAACUUGUGAACUGUCUGUGAAUUUUCUUGUGACCUUUCUGUGACCUUUCUGUGAUCUUUCUGUGACUUUUCUAUGACUUUUCUAUGACUUUUCUAU
This is a messenger RNA of Suhomyces tanzawaensis NRRL Y-17324, 1157 nucleotides long. RefSeq lists its product as uncharacterized. The transcript has a single exon. Lineage: Eukaryota; Fungi; Ascomycota; Pichiomycetes; Serinales; Debaryomycetaceae. Bases 225 to 707 code for a protein of 160 amino acids. The record is from RefSeq and is a predicted model, not a curated record. Gene Ontology annotation, cellular component: mitochondrion; mitochondrial inner membrane. Gene Ontology annotation, biological process: mitochondrial respiratory chain complex IV assembly.